Messenger RNA from Osmia bicornis bicornis, 1895 nucleotides. RefSeq names its product sensory neuron membrane protein 1-like. Gene Ontology annotation, molecular function: scavenger receptor activity. The record is from RefSeq and is a predicted model, not a curated record. The coding region runs from base 133 to 1716 and encodes 527 amino acids. Gene Ontology annotation, cellular component: cytoplasm; membrane. The transcript has 9 exons. Lineage: Eukaryota; Metazoa; Arthropoda; Insecta; Hymenoptera; Megachilidae.
UCGUCGACGACGAGGACGAUCCAUCAGAACGAAAGUGUGCCGGGUCGCAUCGCGAAAUAAAAUUCAGAUCGUUUAUCAACGAUCUCUACAUCGUAGAUCACCGGUGAUUCUUGAGAUCUCAAGGGUGUUAAUAUGAAACCGAAAAUAUUAGGAAUUGUCGGUGGUUCGAUGCUUAUCUUUGGAAUUUUCUUUUGUGCCGUAAUUUUUCCUGCAUUUCUAAGAUUACAAAUUAGGAAGCAAGCGGCGCUAAAACCUGGCGCGGAUAUUCGCGAACUAUGGUCCACUUUCCCGCUUCCGUUAGACUUCAAAAUUUAUAUUUUUAACGUAACGAAUCCUACGGAAAUAUUGGCAGGAGCUAAACCAAUUGUUCAAGAAGUGGGACCAUUUUUUUACGACGUAUACAAACAUAAAGUGAAUCUAGAAGAUCGAGAAGAAGACGACACUGUCGAGUACAAUUUCAAAUCGACCUGGUACUUUAAUCCAUCGCUAAGCAAUGGUUUAACCGGCGAAGAAGAAGUGGUUGUGCCUCACCUUUUUAUACUGGGCAUGUUUCAAAUUACGCUAAUCGAACAACCAAAGGCAAUAGGAAUCGUCGAUAAAGCGGUGGAUAGUAUUUUCAAGAAACCCGACACGGUGUUUGUCAGAGCGAAAGCGAAGGAUAUACUUUUCGAUGGUUUGCCUAUCGAUUGUACAGUGAAAGACUUAGCCGGAGCCGCGACUUGUAAAGUUUUAAAAGUAAAAGGUGAAAACAAUGGUUUAAUAUCGGACGGCGAGGGACGUUACCGCUUCUCUUUAUUUGGUUCUAGAAAUGGCUCGGCGGCACCGAAACGCAUCAGGGUGUUGCGUGGAGUAAAGAAUUAUCGGGACGUGGGACGGGUGGUCGAGUACGAUGGAAAAGCAGAGUUGUCGAUUUGGAGCGAGAAACAUUGUAAUCGGUACAAUGGCACGGAUGCCACGAUUUUUCCACCGUUGAUCAAAGAAGGACAGGAACUUAUGACGUUCGCGGCGGAUCUUUGCAGGAACUUGCGCAUUCAGUAUAGUCACAGGACCAUGGUUAAAGGUAUCGACACAUACCAUUAUACAGCCAGUUUAGGAGAUAUGAGUACAAAUGCAGAAGAGAAAUGUUAUUGCCCUACACCGGAUACCUGCUUAACAAAGAAUUUGAUGGAUAUGUACAAAUGCCUAGGCUUGCCUAUCAUUGUUUCUCUACCACACUUUUAUGGCUCGAACAAAAAGUAUCUGGAAAUGGUUGAAGGACUUGAUCCGCACAAGGAGAAAUACGAGAUUGCUAUUGAUCUCGAACCAAUGACAGCCGCUCCGUUACAGGCAGUGCAAAAAUUGCAAUUUAAUAUGUUCCUUCACCCGAUAGAAAAAGUGAAAUUAAUGAAACAUUUCCCGGAAUGUUUGUUCCCGUUAUUCUGGAUAGAAGAAGGUAUAUUGCUUGACGACGAGUAUGUGAAAGUAGUAAAGACCUUAUUCAAAGUGAUAAGUAUCGUUGGAUUUUUGAAAUGGUUAACGAUAUUCGUCGGCGCUUGUGUAACUGGAGCAGCAGGUGCUUUAUAUUUUAAGAACAAGGAUAAGAAUAAGUUGAAUACCAUCAAACUGACACCACAGUUUCAGUAUGGCAAAAACGAUGAGCAGAAAAAAUGGCCACCUACCAUGAAUAUUAGCACGAUACGAAGUGUUACGGUACUGCCCAAACUAGACAACAAUUAAGUAGGCCUUUCUUUUUUUACCGCGACGAUCUUUUCACCGUUAGUUCCCCGAAACUAGACAAUUACUAGGUAUGUCUAAUCGCAAGGGGGUGGAUCUACAUUAUCAGGUACACAUGUAUGUACACUGUACAUUGCACAGUGUACAGGUCGGGUUCCCGACUAGUCGGGUCGGUUCGGAAA